GAAUAAGAACGAAUAAAUGAAUAAUUGUUAAUGAUAAUUAAUAAAAAGACUUGGAGUUUGCGCGUUAAAAGUUUCCCCAUUUGAACGUGCGCGUUACUCGGCAUCAGCACGUGGCAUCAAAGGGAAGGAUAUCAAAGGGGGUGGUAGUGUUCUUUCGAGGCAAACGGCGACGACCCUCGCACCUCGUCGUUGCUUCUGAAACGCGCGGGCGACCGGAUCGAUCGAUCAAUCGAUCGAUUUUUUUAUUUUUAUCAUUAUCCUUAUCCUUAUCCUUAUCCUCAUCCUCAUCCUUAUACUUUUUCUCUUAUACAUAUACUUUUAUUUCGUCUCGUUGUUUUUAAACAACGAUGAUGGGGGGUGGGCGAGGGGUUUAAGAAAGAAGAAAAACAAGAUAGAAUAUUUUUCGAUUUCGCGAGUGAAAGAAACAAAAAUCAACGUUACGAGAUACGAUGUUGAUUAAUAAAAGUCGAACAACAACAACUUUGAAUUAUCGCAUGAUUUACAUCGAUGUACCUAUAUACCACCAUUAUCUUUAAAGGGAAAUUUGAAGAAACAAAUCAGGUGGGAGAAAAGGGAGGAAUGGGCCCUUGGGCCUUUGGCGUCCCUCUCAUCCUUUGCUGCGCUUUGGGUCUUCUCAUUAACAUCUACGUCCUACUCGUAGUUCUUGGUCUUGGUAAACAGACGCAGCAACAACAAACAGCAAACACGUUGUUAUUGAUUCAUCUUGGUGCUGUUGAAGCUGCCGUGUGUCUGAUAUUACUGAUCUUUACUACUACACCUUGGUCAGUAGCCGGUGAUAGUUGGUGCGUAUUUCACGGCUUUCUUUUAGCCCUUUUACAUCCCGUCGCAUUAUGGACCGUCACGGGAUUGAAUUGUGAUCGAUACUACGCCAUUGCUGCCCCAUUGCAUUACACCGCAUUGGUAUCACCUAAACGAGUAAUUGUCGGUUUGGCAGCUUCCUGGACGGGUGCUAUUCUUUUGUGUUUACCACCAUUCUCCGGAUUGGUACCACCUUACAGGUACAGUCCAGGAUUAGGUUGUUGCGCGCCAGAUUUUGGAAACGGAAGUUGGGGUACCGCGGCUGCACUUUACGGUGCGAUUUACGCGAUUUUAGGUUUGGCAUUACCGGCAAUUCUCGUGACGGUAUGCAAUUUGCGAGUCCUGGGUAUAGCCCGUUAUCAUCGACAUCGUAUCGCUAGUGCAAUUUACGAAGUCACUUUAAGCGCCCAAGUGACCAUCACCCAUCAGCGAAAUCCAUUUUUCGUGCCCACUGUUACGGCACCCUCGGCUGGUGGCCCUCCUCGUUUUCACAGUGCUGCCAGCACGGUUAUGCAACUAGUCGGUUCACUAUAUUUGCUGUAUUUUCCCUAUUGCGGAUUUAUACUUUGGGAAUCUUGCGGAGCCGGUAAUCAAAAUCGAGUACAGGCUCAUCCUCGUUUAGCCUCGUUGGCAUCUGUUCUUCUUGCCUGUUCUCCGCCCAUUAAUGGUCUCCUAUAUGGUCUCAAAUCACAGACUCUGAAACGAUCCGUACAAAAUUAUUGGCGAAAAAAGGCGACCAAGUCAGAGUUGCAACAGGAGAUUCAAGCAAGAACACCGAGCGUUGCAGGUUCGAGAAGACCAUCGGGAAGUGGAACCGGUUCGUUAUUUCCAUUUCCCCCAUUGCAACGACGAUUGAGCGAAGCAUUGUUAGCAAUUGGUAACUGCAGAUCGGGAAAUAGCAUCGAACAAGGGAAUAUUCAUUUUCAUCGUACGAGAUUACAACCAGCAGCAUCGUGUAACACGCUUAGAGUACCGUCGAUGGAAUCAGGUGAAAGUGGAAAAUUGGUGAGGUCCAGCGCUAGCGCGGCGAGUUUAAUGGGACCCCAUUAUCGUGGCGAUUUUACGGGAAACGAAAUUGGAACUAACCGUUCCAUGUCUACGAACGAAACACCCAGACGUAGUCCAAGAAUUUUAAUAACGCGUGCAUGCAGUGAGGAAAGCCAAGACGGUGGGAGCCCACUUCGGAAAUCUUACUUUCCUAACUCGGCCCAUCCAUCCUGUGAAAAACGUAGAUGGAGAUACUGUAGUACCGGAAGCGAUAGUAGUACAGGAAGUAGCGAAACUAAUGUUUGGACGACUGGGGUGGCACAAAAAAUGGGAAAAAAUAAUGUCAAAAACAUGGCGGACGUUUGGCCAGCCAGUCGACGAUUAAUACGCGUUAAAACGUUAGAAGAGGAUUCUCUUUCGAUUGGUAUAAGGCCUAGCAACAACAGCGAGAGCAGCGACACAACUGAUACAACAGCCACGACAACGACGACAACUUUACCGAUCAAGACGCGAACUCUCGAGGAGGAUGAUGAAGAAAUCGUUGCGAGGAGUAGGAAAGAAUCGAAAAAAAAAGGGGAAAGGAGAGAUCAAAGCGAAAGUGAAAACAGUUGGAGCAGCGUUGAAGAAAUCGAAAUGAAAGAAGUGGUAGAGAAGAAAAAAAAAGGAAAGGGAAAAGGAAUGGAAGAAGAAGAAGAAGAAGAAGAAGUGGGAGAGGAAGGGGAAAAUGGUGAAGAGGAUAAAAGUGAAAAGUUAAAAACGUCUCGUAGAAAGAGAAGAAUAACGCAUCAUUCCGUGGAUUCCGAAGAUCGAGAUGAUUCAACCCAACUUAGGCCACUUUUGACUCCCACCUAUUAAAUUCUUGCAUCGAAAUCGAGUUUUGUUUUUCCUCCAAUAGGAUUUCUUCGAAAAUUUGAAACCCAUAAUAUCGAAUACCGGAUAUUGGAUAUCGGUAAACGAUAAAUUAAUGAAGAUCAGAAAAAUCGUAACUGAAACCAAUGUGUGUACCCAGUAUGAAGUUAAUAAUACGUUCAACCGUUUAUUCGCACCCACGUACGUGGUCAACGCGUUAACAAUAGUUUAUUUUGACUCGUUUACUCUGCCCUAACAUAACCUAGAAAAAAUUCGAUCUUAUACUGCAUCUACGUAAUCGGUUAAAAUCCGGUUUAUAAUUAAAUUAGAAAAUAAUGAACUAAUUGUUAAGUUGUUUAUUCGAAAGUCCAUUUUUGUGUUUAAUGAAACAUUCCUAAUUAAAUUAUAAGUCAUAUCUCUUUUGUAAAGUAUAAUUAAAAGAUGAUAAUGAUGAUGAUGAUGGAUAAUAAUAAUAAUAGUAUUGGGAUUAAAUAGCAUUGGAAGAAAAAAAAUCGACUUUCGAUUAAGAAAAAAAAAAAAAAAAAAAACUACCUCCGACCUAUUACGUAAUAACGCUUCGCGUAUCCCACCCGGAAAGAAUAAAUAUUUUUUCAAAUAUUCGUUCUGCGACACAAACUUUUUCUUGGCAACAUCAAAGCAAGACGACUGAUAUUCCGAUGGCCUCGAUUAUUUUCUCGAUCGAAAAAUGAAAAAUCGAUACUAACGAACUAAACUGAACCGAUCUCUCUGUGACCUCAUACCGAAAAUGGACAAAAAAAAAAGGGAGAACCCACCCCCUUUUAGGUAUUCGAGAGAAACCAACAACAACACAUAGUUCCUACAAAUCGCGAAUUAAUUCGUUGCAAGAGACAAACGAAAAAAUACAAAGAAAGAAAAAAAAAAAAAAAAGAAACAAUCGUUAAUCGAUCAUUCGACCAUUUUAGUUUCCAUUUUUAUUUUAUUUCUUUGCUUUUCUAUUUUUUUUUUUUUUUUUUCUCUCUUUUUCUUCUUAACGACGCUACGCCAAUAUACAAUAUUUCGAUUAAACGAUACAAUUAAUUGUAAAAUAUACAAAAUCAUUUUGAUUAAUUUAAGAUUUAUAGAUAUACGUAUAGAGACGCGUUUAUUGCUAUUAAAUAAAUGUUUAAUAGCGAAAAUCUUUCCUUCCAUGUAAAUUAAUUCGAAUUUAACUCGAAUGGAUAAGACUAUAUAGAUGAAAGAAAAUCAUUGAACAAAGGUGUAAUAGAAUAUAAACGUAGGAAAAUAAAUUCUAUUUCUAUCGAUGAAUUAGAUCAAAUGAGUCUCAUUUUUAGGCAUUUUGUUCGUAUUACAAAGUAUGAUCGAUGUUAAAGAUAAUCGUAUGGCACAAGGUCAAACGAUUCUCCUAUCGCGUGCUAUUAGUCCUUUAAUAAUCUUCUAAUGACACCUAAUAUGCAUACAUAUAUGUAUCGAGGGUGUAUCCGGAUGGGUGGUACAACCAUUUUUGCAUGCUAAAAUAUAUAAAUCGAACAAUAAAGAUUCUUUAAGACGUUUUCUUCAACAAUUUCUUUUUUUUUCCUUUUUUUAUCCAUUUGUUUGGAGAGAAAAUCGUGCGUUGAAAAUUUGAUGAUGUACUAUUAAUUAUAUCUACAAUUACUCAAAUAACAAAUUCAAUGUGAUUAAUCUAAUGUAAUUUCUUCCAUGUUUCUAACAAAGAAUCAACUCCCUCGAAUGUGGGGGAAAGGAAAAUUAAUUUGAUCACCCCUCCGGAUGGUAUAUAUGCAAUCGUGAAUAAUGUAAACCUAUUGUUAUAAUGGCUUCUAAAAAGAAUUGUUUCACGUUAGAAUUUUAAUUAACAAUUAAGCCUCCCCUCCCCUCUCCAACCCCCAACUCCCGUUUAAUCAUUAGCGAACGAUGACUUUAGAAUAAAACAUAAUUAAAUUGAGAAUUGAAACAAUUAACGCGGCGGCGUCAAUCAUCAUGUUUUUUAUUUUUAACAUCAAAUCCGAUAUAAUUAAUAUAUAAUAUAUGUGUAUGUGUGUGUGUGUGUGUGUA
Molecule: messenger RNA, 4689 nt
Organism: Polistes canadensis
Lineage: Eukaryota; Metazoa; Arthropoda; Insecta; Hymenoptera; Vespidae
Exons: 10
Coding region: 508-2661 (717 amino acids)
Biological process (GO): G protein-coupled receptor signaling pathway
Cellular component (GO): membrane
Molecular function (GO): G protein-coupled receptor activity
Source: RefSeq, a predicted model, not a curated record